Racocetra persica is the source of this 552-nucleotide messenger RNA. Lineage: Eukaryota; Fungi; Glomeromycota; Glomeromycetes; Diversisporales; Gigasporaceae. The record is from the annotation of a GenBank genome assembly.
AUGAUUGCAGAUGAAGAAAACCGGACUUAUAAAAUCGGCAAGGCAAUUAUCAAGGAAUUACGAGGUGCUAACGAAGAAAACAUAGAAACUUUGGGCACUCAAUCAUUAAAAAAAUGUUUUGAAUUGUGUCCUGAUUUUGUUAGCGAACAUCCUACUCAUAAUAAAGAAAUCCACGAAGCAAUUGGUGAUUGGGUUUUCCCACCUCGUUUUGAAAAUUUAAGGGAGGGAAAUUUUGAGAAUAUUAAAAAAAUCGACAUCAAAAGUUGCCACGGUCAAAUUAUGCGAGAUUAUCCCUUACCUUAUGGCGAACCAACUCACAUCAAAGAUCCAGCCGAAAUUGCUAAACAAUUACAAGCCGGUAAAAGUGGCUUUGUCCGUUUUUAUUUAAAAAAUGGGGCUAAAAUUAAAAAUGAACAAAUUCCUUUUAUUCCGGAUUAUAACAACGAAAUAAAACCAGAAAUUAAAGGGAGAAUAUUAUUGCAUACUCGCUUAUUUCAGACUUUUAAAAAACAAUAUAAAAUUAUUAAACCAAUUAUUUGUACUGACUUCUGA